CUGGGAUGGAUCUGGGGUCAGGCAGAAGCUGGGAUGGGGACUCGGAGACUACCUUCCAGCUGUGGCUGCAGCUGCUUCUCUGGGGCCAUCUGAUUAUACGCUUCCUGGGCUACCUGUGCCACGUCCUCUGGGCACCUAAGCCGCAGCCAGCACCCUGA
This is a messenger RNA of Hippopotamus amphibius kiboko, 158 nucleotides long. It is a transcript of the gene SMIM46, whose product is annotated as small integral membrane protein 46. The transcript has a single exon. NCBI's taxonomy places the organism in Eukaryota, Metazoa, Chordata, Mammalia, Artiodactyla, Hippopotamidae. The record is from RefSeq and is a predicted model, not a curated record. The coding region runs from base 6 to 158 and encodes 50 amino acids.